UGCUGGUGGAGUUCGUGUCUUCCCUUCCUUUGCAGGUCGUCGUUUUCUCUCGCUGAUCUGAUUGACGCACUCGUAUGAAAUGAAUGAUCAACUAAAAUCAAGAUCUGAGUCCAGUGGAAGAAGAGAUGAAUCUCUUCACCUGAUUGAGCCUUUGAUUGAUGAGCAGUGUGAUGAUGAUCCAGCUCAACGAGAAGGACCACCAAGUGAAGUUUGGGAGAUUUUAUCUGAUCAGGAGACAGAAGAUGAAGGAGAGUCCGCAGAUCCAGGGACUGACCUGGAAGAUGAUCUCCAGGAACAGGCUCAGCCAAAAACUGGAGAUAAAGAAGGAGAUGAUCUUGCUGCCAAGAUGGAGUUUACGUCCAACCUAGAGCAUACGCUCAACUGCCAGAAGCAGAUCAAGAGUGGCAAGAUGUUUAAAUGAAGACCAGUGGAAAGUAU
Molecule: messenger RNA, 438 nt
Organism: Sciurus carolinensis (gray squirrel)
Lineage: Eukaryota; Metazoa; Chordata; Mammalia; Rodentia; Sciuridae
Product: G antigen 10-like
Exons: 5
Coding region: 80-421 (113 amino acids)
Source: RefSeq, a predicted model, not a curated record